AUGAUUCAACUAUUUAAAUCCACUCGAUUUGCUCGUUCGUGCUCUUGUUUUUUACGUACAAUGUCAGCAUCUGUAAAAAUCCAUGGCGUUGAUGUGCCUGUAACCGCUAGUUGUCAAUGCCAACUUCAAGACAUUCUCAAAAAUCCUAAUUUUACAAACUGGGUCAAUAGUAUUGACGAUGGUCUCCUCGUGAAAAGCAUUGAUAUUCAAAAUGUUGACUAUUUCGGAAAUGGAAGAAUCGGGUUCAUUAAGUUCAAAUCUUUAGUGUACAAAGCUUCGAAUCCAGAGGGAAGACAUGUUCCUGGCAUUGUGUUCAUGCGUGGACCUUCUGUGGCGAUUUUGAUCGUUCUCAAGUGUAACGGAAAGAAGUACACGAUUUUAACGCGUCAACCGCGCGUGCCUAUUGCCAACUCUUGUUUUACCGAAAUUCCUGCGGGAGUGUUUGAUGGGGAAGCUUUCGGAGGUGUUGCGGCAAAGGAAUUAAAGGAAGAAGUUGGACUCAGUAUAAAUGCAUCGGAUCUGGUCGAUAUGACCAAGGAGGUGUACGGUGAUCGUUAUCCGGGAAUGUAUCCUUCUCCUGGAGGUUGUGACGAGUACAUUAAGCUGUUCUUAUACGAGAAGGAGGUGAGCGAGGCCGAGCUGAAUUCAUUCCAGGACAAAGCCACGGGACUAAUGGAGGAAGGUGAAUACAUUUUGAUGCCAAGGCUUUGUGCGCUUUAG
Messenger RNA from Blastocystis hominis, 720 nucleotides. RefSeq lists its product as hypothetical. Gene Ontology annotation, biological process: nucleoside phosphate metabolic process; ribose phosphate metabolic process. Gene Ontology annotation, molecular function: ADP-ribose pyrophosphatase activity; ADP-glucose pyrophosphatase activity. The transcript has 2 exons. The coding region runs from base 1 to 720 and encodes 239 amino acids. Lineage: Eukaryota; Bigyra; Opalinata; Blastocystidae. The record is from RefSeq and is a predicted model, not a curated record.